Molecule: messenger RNA, 463 nt
Organism: Drosophila rhopaloa
Lineage: Eukaryota; Metazoa; Arthropoda; Insecta; Diptera; Drosophilidae
Product: colostrum trypsin inhibitor-like
Exons: 1
Coding region: 10-342 (110 amino acids)
Molecular function (GO): serine-type endopeptidase inhibitor activity
Source: RefSeq, a predicted model, not a curated record
AGAAUCGAAAUGUGCUACAGAUAUAGCUUUAGCUUUAUUACAGUCGUGGUUCUGCUUCUGGCAGCAGGAAUCCGCGGAGCUCCUUCGGAUGUGUCGGUGGAAAAGGCGGAGGAUCCCAAUGCCCCGGAGGACUGCCACCAGCCGAAGGAAACUGGCCGCUGUUUCGCCCUGUUCUCCCGAUACGCCUACAAUGUGGAUACCCAAUCCUGCGAGGAGUUCGUCUACGGAGGCUGUGCCGGCAAUAAGAACAACUUUGAAUCCAAGGAGCAAUGCGAACAGGUCUGUUUGGCCCCAUCCAUAACAGAAGCGGUCACCGAUAACUACACACUGAGACCGAAUUGAUUUAAUUUAGUUUUUAAUACUUAACACUUCGUCACCCAACUUUAUACCCAGUGCAAUCGCAACACAUUACAUUACUGAGUUAACUAUUUUAAUAAAAUGAUUUGAAAACUUAAGAACGAAA